AUGGCAUCGCAAGCCGACUCGCUGGAGCUCCUAGACCUAGAGCCAGGAUAUGCUCAGGCCUCGCAGCAUGAUGCGCUAUUUGAGGCAGCAUUUGAUCCGUUUUCGCACACUGUCGACGAGAACUUUGACUUGGCGAGUCACCAUGAUGCCGUUGGAGACCAACAAGAUCUCAGCUUUCUCGAUUCAUGCGAUUUCGGCAGUUCAGCUCAACAGAGCCCAUUGCCAGCUUCCGAUCGCCCUCCACAAUCUCCUUCUCGCGUGCUGCAGGACCAAGACAUCCAGGAGAUCGGCCCAGACACGCCGUCGGCUUUUCCGAGACUACCUCCGAAGAUCGGGAAUCGAUUCUCCAAAGACUCUCUGCGUGUCCUGAAGACAUGGCUGACGGCCCACAGCCAUUGUCCAUUCCCUAGUGACGACGAGAGGCAGCAUCUCGAGUUACGGACCGGUUUGACCAAGACCCAGAUUCUCAACUGGCUAGCGAAUGCCCGGCGUCGGGGGAAAGUUCGACAGGGUUACAACUCGACAUCUCGGGCACACGCCGUCGCUACCGUUCCAGUGGACAUUCCUCAACGGCCAGGGACACCAGCACCUCGAAACAGCCCCUUAUCCCUUAGUCCUCUGGAACGAUGGAUGGACUCCCCUCCUGAGCAUGAGCCAGCAACGGCCAAGGCUAUUGAGCGGGCAAUGGAGUUAAGUUUAGCAGCGGAACGACCAUCCGACUCUUUCGGAGCAAGCCGUGGUGGAUCAGGAGCAUCGUCACUCAGGCAGUCGCCUGCCAGCAGUAUCGGCACAUCACACUCCAGUGACGGUUCGGCGUUUUCGUUUUCUAGCCGCAAUUCUUCGACAUUGGUGAGCAAAUCGCAUAAGCCAAGAAGUCUCCGCAAACAACGCGCAUUCAAUAAGCUACGCGGCGGUGAUAAGACGCCCCUUUCGACCCCACUGAACACAUAUCAGUGUACGUUUUGCACCGAGACUUUCAGCACCAAGCAUAUAUGGCAAAGACACGAGAAUUCGCUUCACCUUGCUCUCGAGAGAUGGGUUUGCGCCCCCUGGGGCCCUCACGAAACCGUCGAGGAAGGUGUGCAGGCUUGUGCAUUCUGCGGCGAGCUAAACCCGGACGAUGAACAUAUCGAAGCACACUAUUACUCGACAUGCCAAGAACGGACGCUGGAGGACCGCACGUUUCACAGAAAAGACCACCUUGGUCAGCAUCUGCGGCUUGUACACAACGUCGACCAUGCAAACCUAGAGCGGCUCUUGCGACGGUGGAAGAUGGAAACGCCCGAAAUUCGAUCUGUCUGUGGGUUUUGCGGCAUCACCAUGUAUACUUGGGAAGCCAGAACCGACCAUCUCGCUGAACAUUUUAAGCUUGGCAAGACGAUGGCAGACUGGACAGGUGACUGGGGCUUUGAUCCACCAAUACUUGACCGCCUGGAGAACUCCAUUGCACCCUACAUGAUCACAUACGACCGUAACUCGCCCUACCCGUUUGCGGCCAGCACCUCGUCGUCAGGAUCCCCUCGUAACGCUUACGAACUCAUAAGGAUAGAGCUGAUGCACUACAUUGAAUCGUACCACGACAGCUAUGGCAAGCUUCCUAGCUCCGCAGAGUUACAUCACGAUGCGUGUCGUAUCAUAUUCGCUGCCGAAGUUUCCUGUUAUGGGGACGAGCCGUGCAACUCGUGGCUGAGGGAUCUGAUCAUGUCUAAUGAGAGUGUUGUGCAGAAGGCAAGACUCAGCCCUUUACGUUCGAGGCGAGAAAACAAGCUAGCCAUUCUUCGAAUUGUCGGGAAAUGCCAUCCUUUUAUGGCCUGCCCGCUUGAAGCAGACCUCCUUACUCUAGCCCAGUCCAAUCACCAGGUUGCGCCCAGCGAUGAAGAUCUACAGCGCAAAGCAGCUUUGGUGAUCAGUGAGAUGGAGAAGAACUCUGCCAUCCCAGCCGAUUUAGUGGCAACCUGGCUUGUGGAAUUAGCUCGAUCCUCAACUACCUGGCUUAAUGGUUUCAAGCAGCGUGCCUGCAUAUCUAGCCCACUUCCCGCGGCACACAUUGGCCGGCGGAGAACAGACAACUCCAAGAUUGAUUCUAUCAUUGAAAACUACAAUGUGCUGGAGGCAAGAUUGGCGGAUUAUUUGGACAUCCUUCGAACUCAUGGGAUGCAGCCCGACGAAGUAAUUGUUCGACAAAAGGCCAUGAGUCUCAUUGAUGAAUUCGACGAUGAGGAGUGGAGGCAGACGGCAAAGAAAAAUGACCGUUGGCUAGCACGGUUUCUCAGACGACACCUUCCGUGGUCUAGCAUCUACUCGCCUCCGGGACCGCAUGGCGAAGCGAGUACCAUGGCAGUGGCAGGAGGUGAUCUGGGUUCUGCCGAGACUUGGGCAAACGAACGCGGCCGCGAGCAUCCACACAGCAGAGCUGAAGUUCUUGCAAAUCCUACUUCUACCUGCAACGUUCUCUCCCUUGGCGUGUAUUUUCUCAACGACCCCAAUGUGGACAGCUGGAUGGCUCGAGAGCUGGCACGAUGGGUGGCGGCAACCAUGUCACCACACAACCCGAAUCAGCAUGUGCCUACAGAUGAGGAGUUGCAACAUCAGGCCCGAUGGAUGCUCUAUGGCGACGACGAUCCAUUCAAUCAGACUGGAGCCGAUGUCCCCGAGUGGUUGACCAGAUUCAAGCGUCAGGUUGGUAUCCUCGAAGAUUUCGGACCUGGGCUGCCCGGUCUAGAGCAAUACUAUCCCCAAUGA
This is a messenger RNA of Clonostachys rhizophaga, 2742 nucleotides long. The record is from the annotation of a GenBank genome assembly. NCBI's taxonomy places the organism in Eukaryota, Fungi, Ascomycota, Sordariomycetes, Hypocreales, Bionectriaceae.